AAUUUACAGAAUCAGAGAAGAUGGAAAUUUUGUGUCAGGUUAAGCAAGCUGUCCUGGGUGCUCAUGGUGUGGAUGCGCAAGUUGCAGGAAUCAGUUUUCUAGAAUCCUUGGUAUAUGAAUUUUCACCAUCAACUUCAACUGCCUUGGGCCUUCCUAGAGAGUUUCAUGAGCAAUGUCACCUGUCAUUCGAAUUAACCUGUUUGAAGGAAUUUUAUUGUUGGGCCAAAGAUGCUGCAAUUAGCUUGACUGAUAAAAUAGUUAGCUGCAAUGCAAGUUUUAAUGAGGAGAAAAUUUGCUCUUCAGCAAUGCGCCUUAUGUUUCAAAUUUUGAGUUGGAAUUUUAGACAAUCUACUGUUCCUCCAGACCUUUCCAACUUUAAACCAAAUGCAUUUUCAGCUGGAAUCAGGCAUGAAGCCACAUUGCUGAAGAAGUUUGAGCGAACUUUGGUGCAGCCAGGACUUUCUUGGCGUGAGCCCUUAAUAUCUAGUGGACAGAUUGCUUGGGUCCUGAAUCUUUAUGCAACACUACGGCAAAAACUUUCAGCUGAUGUGAUAUGGUUUGAUUCUCCUCUUGCAGUCUCUACUAGAGAACUUAUUUUACAGCUAUGCUCAUUGACAGGGACAGUGUUUCCUUCUGGUAACAUGUUUUGCCAUCUUUUUGUUUGUUUAAAUUCUUCACCUUUAUAUAUGACUAAUUUCUCAACUUUGAAUUGCAUCAUUUUAUUACUUACUUUUUGAGAUUGGACUGAUUCA
Dendrobium catenatum is the source of this 752-nucleotide messenger RNA. RefSeq lists its product as uncharacterized. The transcript has 5 exons. The record is from RefSeq and is a predicted model, not a curated record. Gene Ontology annotation, cellular component: nuclear pore; cytoplasm. The coding region runs from base 21 to 737 and encodes 238 amino acids. Gene Ontology annotation, biological process: protein export from nucleus. Gene Ontology annotation, molecular function: nuclear export signal receptor activity. NCBI's taxonomy places the organism in Eukaryota, Viridiplantae, Streptophyta, Magnoliopsida, Asparagales, Orchidaceae.